AUGGAAGAACAAAUCAGUAAGCUUGGAAUAUUCAUCGAUAGACUUGAACAUCGCAGAGAUAACGAGACAUUACAAUGCACAACAAACAAAGUGGUGUUAUUUCUUAAAGACUUGUUUGACGCUUUUUCCUCUUUUUAUAAUGAAUAUCAGACUCAAGUCGCACAGCUGACGAAGACGAUAAAAGAGAUGACUCCCAUUCCACCUCAACAACAAAUAGAAAACGUCAAAGUCGCAAAUAGCUUAUCACAAGACGACUUUGUAGAGUUAAAGAAAUUCACACAAAAACAGAGUUAUAAGGUGUUGUAUACUGGUGAUGUCCCAACAACAAAACGAUUUAAUGAAAUUGUCGGUGGACACACAAAUGUAUCGUUGGUCGUUACAACAAAAGAGAACAUCACUUUCGGCUGCCAUUCGACUAAAUUAAAAACACCGAAUUCAAUUCGAGACAAUGACUUCGACGUUGAAAACGACAAGGGAUUCUUCGCAUUCACCUUGAAUAAUUCGCGAAGUGUCCCGCCAACCAAAUUUACUAAGAAAGACGUGUCUUACACUGUCGCGCGAUUCGCUUCUAACAACGAAACAAUGUUAGUCGAGGCGGAAGGCUUCUUUAAAUUGGCAACAGGAGAAGGGACUUCUAUGUUAGCAAAGGAUUUUGCAGAAAAUUACGACGACAAGACUGGGUGUGGUUCUAAUUUGUUUGUUUUGAAAGAUGGCUGCGAUGUGUUCGAUGCUAAGCGACUUGAUAUCAUUGAAUGGAAAUAA
Molecule: messenger RNA, 762 nt
Organism: Entamoeba invadens IP1
Lineage: Eukaryota; Evosea; Mastigamoebida; Endamoebidae
Exons: 1
Coding region: 1-762 (253 amino acids)
Source: RefSeq, a predicted model, not a curated record